Zea mays is the source of this 1737-nucleotide messenger RNA. RefSeq names its product VAMP-like protein YKT62. Lineage: Eukaryota; Viridiplantae; Streptophyta; Magnoliopsida; Poales; Poaceae. Gene Ontology annotation, cellular component: membrane; Golgi apparatus. The record is from RefSeq and is marked provisional. Gene Ontology annotation, molecular function: SNAP receptor activity. Gene Ontology annotation, biological process: endoplasmic reticulum to Golgi vesicle-mediated transport. Bases 39 to 671 code for a protein of 210 amino acids. The transcript is spliced from 7 exons.
CGGGGCGUCGUGUGCGCGUGGAUCUCUCCGUAGAAGGGAUGAAGAUCACGGCGCUCCUUGUGCUGAAGCCGUCGACCUCCGGAGCCGGUAGCUCCUCGUCCGGCGGCCAGUCGGGCCCGGAGGCGGUCGUGCUCGCGAACGCGACGGACGUCAGCCACUUCGGCUACUUCCAGCGCAGCGCCGCCCGCGAGUUCAUCGUCUUCGUUGCCCGCACCGUCGCUCAGCGCACCCAGCCAGGCCAGCGGCAGUCCGUCCAGCACGAAGAAUAUAAGGUUCACUCCCACAACAGAAAUGGGCUUUGUGCGGUGGCAUUUAUGGAUGAUCACUAUCCUGUACGAAGUGCAUUUUCUCUUCUGAAUCAGGUUCUUGAUGAGUACCAGAAGGCUUUUGGGGACUCCUGGAAAUCUGCUACUGCAGAUGGAACUCAACAGUGGGCUUUCCUGACAGACGCCUUGGCAAGAUUUCAGGACCCUGCGGAAGCUGACAAACUAAUGAAAAUUCAGAGGGACUUGGAUGAAACAAAAAUUAUUCUUCAUAAAACUAUUGAUAGUGUCCUGGCCAGAGGAGAGAGAUUGGAUAGCUUGGUUGAGAAAAGUUCUGAUCUAAGUGCUGCUUCUCAGAUGUUCUACAAGCAGGCAAAGAAGACAAACCAAUGUUGCACAAUACUUUAAACUUUGGUGCUUCAAUCAUGUUUGCAAGAAACAAAAACGAUCGAUAUUGUGCUAAUUUACUGUAAGUUAAAUCGCCCAUGAAGCGUGGACACGCGGUUGCAAGGCUCGAGCUCAGUGCUGUUGGUCUCAGUUUGCAAGGCUAUAGUUUUCUCCAAGACCUGCCGAUUGGACUGUUUUCUUGUGAGAAUUCCUGCUCUCCAAACAGCACAUGGAGUAUCAUUCUUUAGUGGUUAUGAAACUGCGUAGUGCCUGCUAACACCAUUUAUUGUACUAUAUAAGGCUUGCCUCAAACUGCAGAAAUUACCAAAUAUUGUUAAAUUCUCAAAGCUUACUGGCAGUGGCGAAGACAGCACAAGCUGAUAGUCUCUUCUUGCUUCUAUAUCCUCCACCUCUUUCUCCAAUGCAGUAGGGGUUCAUUUUUCUUCUUCUCCUUUGUCCUCUAUACUUCACCAGUUUCAUGGACGUAGCGGGGGCUGGAGCCCUCCCUAGCCCCCUUCAGAUCUGCCCCUCGCAUUUGUUGUCCACAGCGACUGAAAGCCUGAUGCUUAUAUAGUUAUAUCAACCGUUUACAUUAGUUUAUCUCAGCUCAUAUAUUACAUCCAGAGUUCCAUAUCUCAACCAAGCAUUACAUUGAUCAAAACCACUACCAGCACCGAUUCAUAAAACUAGUCACAUUAUGCUGCUUGGAGCAUCAGCCUUUUGCCAGAUUUCUUUACAAACAGAUGGUCACCCCAGCAGUAGCUUGCAUAUAUGGCGCUUUUGCAGAGUUCUUCAACCGCAUCACGACAUUCUCCAGAUUCAAGCGAUUUCCAGCUUGACAUAGGAUUUUCCAAUUUUCCACCGUUAUAGCUACCUCCCAAAUGACUUUUCAGGUUCCUCCACCCUGUGUUCUGGAAGCAAAAAGCAUUUCUUAUGGUGUGUUUGGUUUUGAUUGGAUGUAUAAAGAGAGAUGGAGGAGAGCAGUCACAAUUUCUAUAGUGUUUAGAAUAGUUUCUGUAGUGUUUAGAUGAGAGUCACGUAAGAGCGAGUUAAACAUCAGAGUAAUUUUUUGUGGCGACGUGAUCUC